Pezoporus flaviventris is the source of this 6290-nucleotide messenger RNA. It is a transcript of the gene MAP3K14, whose product is annotated as mitogen-activated protein kinase kinase kinase 14. The record is from RefSeq and is a predicted model, not a curated record. The transcript has 15 exons. NCBI's taxonomy places the organism in Eukaryota, Metazoa, Chordata, Aves, Psittaciformes, Psittacidae. Gene Ontology annotation, biological process: protein phosphorylation; positive regulation of canonical NF-kappaB signal transduction. Gene Ontology annotation, molecular function: protein serine/threonine kinase activity; ATP binding. Bases 335 to 3214 code for a protein of 959 amino acids.
UUCACUGUUUGUAUUUAACUAAGAGAAUAUACCAAGAAAUAAAUUUUCCUUUGAAACCUGUGUGGUCUCAUUUUUGGUACUGAGAAUAAUGUUGAUUAUUCAGCUCUCCAGUGAUGCAGUUGGGGAUGGGGAGCUGGCAGUCUUGGGUUCUUUCUCAGCACCAUGCUCAGAGGUUGGGUAGGUCCUUGAUUUGGUUUAACUUACUUAGUGAUCUGAUACCUUCAGCAGCCUCCUGCUUCAUGUGAACUUGAAGCUGCUUCUGCCUGUGAAGUGUCUUUGACAAGUGUUUUUCUGUUUUUUCUGUUCUGCCUCAGUGACUCUCUGAACCUGGGAAAUGGCAGUGAUGGGAAUUACGUGCCAGGGAGCUCCUGAUCCAGCCAUCAAGCACAAGAAGGAGCUCACGGCUACCAAGGGGCUGAAUGAGACAGUGAGUGAAAAGCAGAGCAGUGUCUACAAAGUAGAAGAGUCCAAGAAGGUCAUCUUCCACAGUCAGUGGAAAAUCCUGAAUGAUGUAAUCACCAAAGGAACAGCAAAAGAAGAAACAGGAGGAGGAUGUGCAUCAAUUUCUAUUAUUGCCCAAGCAGAAUGUGAAAACAGUCAGGAGUUCAGCCCCACUUUAUCAGAGAGAUCCUUUAUUGCUCAUAGUAAGCGUUACAGCCGCUCAGACAGUCUUGAUCAAAUCCCUAACAAUGUGGCCCAUGCAAGGGAGGGAAAGAUGGCACCUACCUGCUGGAGGGGGAGGCAGCGUGGGAAGACGAGAAGGAAACGUCACAAGAAAAGAUCCAAGCUGAAAAUACAAACAGUGGCUGCUGGCAAGCGAGGUCCCAGGACUCCUGAGCAAGAGAGCUGUACUCCAAUUCCUGUCCAGGAGGAUGAAUCACACCAAAAUAUUAUUUACAGAAACAGUUUUUGGGUUUCAGAAUUUAACAAGGACUCUAUGCUCUAUGAUCCGUUGUCUUUUGAGAAACCUGAGAAAGUUCUGUCUACAGGCAAACUCCACCCCCCAAGGAGCCAGUACAAAGCAGAACUGCACAAGUUGAUUAGCCCUAUUCAGUGUCUUAAUCAUGUUUGGAAACGGCACUAUCAGAGGGACAGUGUUCCACAGCCUGAAACUCUCCAUCCUUUUCCCUACAACAUAAUACCCCCUCACUUCCCACAUCUGUACAGUUCUCUCCAUGCCAUGAAAUAUAAUGCUCUGGAGACAUACUUUCAUGGUGAUCUCAACUAUCAAGAUGAUGAGCAUCAACUACCUGGCCUAAACUUAGAAUAUAGUUUCUCUAAAUGCAUCAACCAAUCCAUGAAAACCAGCUCAGACAAGAUUUCUGUGGAGGAAUACUUGGUGGAUGCCUUGAAGGGGAGUGUGAGUCUUGGUGAACCACAGAAUUUAGCCAGCCUAGCCAAGACGUGGAGAGGAGGUGGUCUGGACCUGAAGGGACAAUUUCAUGAAGCAGAUGAAAAUGAAGGCGUGCUACUUACUGAGAGACUAAAGCCAGUGGAUUAUGAGUACCGAGAAGAGGUUCAUUGGACCAAAUGUCAUGGUUCUUUGGGCAUUGGCUCUUUUGGAGAAGUGUAUAAAAUAGAGGACAAACAGACAGGCUUUCAGUGUGCUGCCAAAAAGGUACAAGUUGAACACUUCCGUGCAGAGGAGCUAACAACAUGUGCUGCAGUAACAAGUCCUAAAGUUGUCCCCUUGUACGGAGCUGUGAAGGAAGGACCGUGGGUGACCAUCUUCAUGAAGCUGAUGGAGGGUGGCUCACUAGGUCAGCUAAUUAAACAGAGUGGCUGUCUGCCAGAGGACAGAGCCCUCAGUUAUUUGGGCCAGGCAUUAGAAGGCUUGGAGUAUCUUCAUGCUCAAAACAUUCUCCAUGGAGAUGUAAAAGUGACCAUAAUACAAAGGAGACUAAUUCAAAGCUUCUCAUUGCCAGCGGAAAACGUGCUCUUGUCUGAUGAUGGAAGCAGGGCUCUUCUGUGCGACUUUGGCCACUCCGCUCACCUCCAUCCAGAUGGCCUGGGGAAGUGCUUGGUCACAGGGAACUAUGUGCCUGGCACAGAGACUCAUAUGGCUCCAGAGGUGGUCAUGGGAAAGCGGUGUGACUCCAAAGUGGAUGUCUGGAGCAGUUGCUGUAUGAUGCUGCAUAUGCUUAAUGGGUGCCACCCUUGGACCCAGUAUUAUAAUCACCCACUCUGUCUAAAGAUAGCUAAAGAGCCACCUCCUCUGAGGGAAAUUCCACCUUCCUGCAACCCUCUCACUGCUGAGAUUAUUAAAAUGGGUCUGGAGAAAGAGCCUGUUCAGAGAGCAUCUGCAUCUGAACUGAAAACAAAAACCAGUGUCGCACUUGAAGAAGUGGGAGGUGUGACAAGCCCCUGGAGAGGUGAAUACAGGGAGCCUAGGCAUUUAUCUCUGAACAAAGAAAACACUCCCCAGACAUCCCUGUCCCCUACAGUGAGCUCAGUUUCUGAGACUGGUUCUGACCCAAAAUUGGCAGUCAAAGUUUCUUGUACAAGUUCUGUCCUACCACCACCAUCUCUGGAGCAAACAGAGGAGGUUGAGGGAACACCUUGGAAUGUGUGCAAGGAGUUACCUGAGGCCUGGGAUCCUCCACCUCUUGCCUCAACUCCUCUCCCCCUGAAGAGCUGCAGCCAUGUGGAGAGAGCAACAGCCAUUUCAGAGCAAGAGCUUCAGCAGCUAGAAAUAGAACUGUUUUUGGACAGCCUUUCACAGCCUUACUCUCUGGAAGAGCAAGAACAAAUGCUUUCAUGUCUCAGCAUUGACAGCCCAUUUGUGUCAGAUGCCAGUGAGAAGAACUCCAUGAAGGCCUCUCACAGCUUGAGGGACACUAUGAGCUCUGGGAUUCAUUCCUGGAACAGCCAGGCAGAUGGACAGAGCUUCAGCUGGAAUAACCUGCGGAGCCGCAGUCGGCACACAGACACUCCCAGCUAUUUCAAUGGAGUGAAAAUCCAGAUCCAGUUACUAAGUGGAGAAAAUUUACACAUCAGGGAUUUCCACAGGACAAAGGUGGGAGACAUUGCCACUGGGAUAAGCAGCCAGAUACCAAUCCCUGCUUUCAGUCUGGUUACUAAAGAAGGCCAGCCAGUUCACUACAACAUGGAGGUCCCCGACUCUGGUAUUGAGCUGCAGUGCACCCUUGCCCCUGACUGCAGUGUCAGCUGGACAUGGCGAGUCAAGCAUGGUCAACUGGAGAACAGGCCAUGAAGCUGUUCCUGUUUUGGAGGUUUUUACCUUGUUGAAAGAAGGAAUUGCAAAAGCUUCCAACCACCACCCCUGCCAUGGAGCACCAAGUGCAGUUGCUGGUGUUUUGUGCUGAAGUAGAAUAGCGGCUCAGCAGCUCACUGCUCUCGGGCCUCACUUCUGUUGUCUGUUUUGAUCCAGUUCCAAGACAUGUCCUGAACUUAGGUGUUCCCCAGAACAGUGGGAAUUACUUGUUUUGGGUGUGAGUGUUAGGUUGAGCUUGAGAAUGGUGGGUGGAAAUUCCUACUUUUCAGAGGAAUGUGAUUGUGCUUUUCAGGAGCAGAGGGGGAUUGGAUGAGAACUCUUGUUGCUCAGCCUCCGAGGUGAAGCCAGUAGCUGCUGGGCUUGCCCAAAGGAGGAGGUUGGAUGUCUUCAGUGUAGUUGGUUGUGCCAGGGGGAGCUGGCUAUCUUCCCUCUAGCUGGAGGAAAAACUCAGUGUUUCUGUCGGCUUUGGGUAGCAUCAUCUCUACCUCAAGCCUUUUGCAUGGGGAAAAUCAACAGCAGUAACUGGCUGGGUUCUUGGUUUCACCUCCCACCCUUUCCUGCAGACACUUCCUUCUUGAAUCAGAAAAGAACUAUCUUCCCAGAAAGAGCUUUGCUUGCAGCUCUCAUCUUCAGGCUUCCUCCCUGGCUUAGGAGCUGGUGCUCUCUCUCUGGUGUUGCUUCCAACUCUGGCAGGUAGGGCAGGAGGAAGGUAUGAUAUUCCUUGGUGGGAAGGGUGGAGGGGUUGUAUUCCUCCAUCCUCUUUCCACCACUGACUUGGGUCUCCUCAUGGACUGUCCCAUGCAGGCAGCUCCCCCUGGAAGGGGAAAGGGAUGGCAGGUCCCCCGGCUCAGACCAGGGCUGACUUUGACUACAGCAUUUAUAAAAACCUCACUCCUAGCUAUCACCCCAUCCCUCCACUCAGCCCCAGGAUGGGAGGUCAGUGCCCCACGUGUGCGUGGUGCGAGCUCAGCCUGCCCUCACCAGCACUCAGGGACUGACACGAGGCCUCCUAUCACUGCCAUUAUUGCAAGACGUGCUCACGGAGCGGGGUGGGCAGCUGGGCCCAGGAUGCCUUAAGUUUUCAACUGUUUUUUUACUGUUGUGUCGAUUGUUAUGAGUGUACUGAAGCAGCAUGGGUCCCAUUCUGAUGGGCUGGUGUUGCUAAGCCUCCUCUAAGCCGGAACAAAGGCAGAGGGAGUUGUAAGCUAGGGUAUAUUUAUUCAGGACUGCUCAAAGCCCUUACACACGUGGAAAUCACUUGACAGGGUGCUGUUGCUCUUCCAGAGUGUUGUAACUUCAGUGGCCUCUGAGCAGGAGCUAUCUACAUCCAGGCUGAACAGAGAAACUGCUCACAGAAAGCAGGGUAUGCUCUGCCAGAUCCAUGCUGGUUCUGGGGGCACAAUGGGACAGGAAUGUUGGCAGUUUCCUCAAGUGAAGUUCACUUAGGAAAUAGCUGGGAAAGUUACACCCUGGACCUCCCUUUCUGAGAAGCAAUGCUCCUUUAGGAACUGAUACUCCUUCCCUUUGGUCUCCCAGAGCAUGGGCUGGUUUUGAUAAACUUGGCAGUGACAUCCCUCAUCAAAAACUAAAGUUGUGAUCUAAUAAAAAAGUGGAACUCUUGAGGAAAAAUGGAACCUGUCACCACUCUGGGUUUAGUUUUUAUAGCACUUUUUGUUCUUAGCACUUAAUACAUUGGCCAGAAUAGGCACCUGAUUAUAUCUGCAAUGCCACAUGAAGAGUCUUUUUAGUAAACAAUUAACGGAGUAUGCACAUGUCUUCCAGGAAGGAGUAGGGGAGGAGUGGGUAGGUUGGCUUGAUUACUUUUUCUCAGAUGCCAUAAGCUACUAAGAAUGUUAAGCAGGAGGAUCAAAAUGCUCCUCCAGGGCUCCCAGGAGCUCCCAAGCCCAUACUCAGUGCAGUGAUCAAACUCCCCACACCUGGCACCCUUCCUGGGCUUCCUGUGAGGCAGGGAGGAGAAAAACCUGUUGGUUGUUUCUAAGAAGAGUCUGUUGGUGAUGUGUCAGUCUGAAACACGAAAGCAGGGUCUGUUCCCUUCUCAAAGUCUGCAUCUCAUGGCUUUCACUGCAGGGUGCUUCGAUGUACAGUUGUUUCAUACAUGGGUGUGAGACUCAAGUUCUGCCAAGCUGUAGGGCAGGAUGCAGCAGCCCUCUGUUCCCAGGACUUUCGAGCUUCACACUUCAUCUGUAGCAUUAACAUUAAUAUCAGGCCACCUACACGAAUGGAGGAAGGGCAGUGAACUCUCGUGAACCCACAGUGCCUUCACAAAGUAGAUGGAGAUGUCUGUGUUCUGUACCCUCACACCAGUAUUAGCCAGUAUCUCCAUCCUUUUUGUUUCGUCCAAAACCUCCAGUCCUGUGUUGCUGCCACCUCAGGCAGGAAAGUGAGGCUGCAGACUUCCACCUCGCACAUAUUGUACAAGACAGGCUGUGGCAUCAGCAGGCACUGCCAGGUGUGAAAGACUCUGGCUAAUACCACAAACCACUGGUGCUUUCUUACUGUCCUGAAUGUGGUUCUCUUGGGAGGAUCUCCAGGGUUUGCAUAGUUUUACUGCCAGCUUGAGAUCUCCUCAACAUUCUGCUGCUGCCAGGACAGUUCCCUCUUCAUUUGGCUGAUCAUUUUUGCUGUGACAGGCAUAAAAAGUCCAGCUUUCCAGAUGAAGGCUGGCUGUGCAAUGCUGACAGGAGGCAAUCAGGAAAGCCUUUGGUUAUCCACAUUAAAACUUGGCUGUAAAUGUGUAUAAUAACAAGUUGUCUUUGGGGUAGAACCCCAGGUCAGGGUACAGAGGACAAAUAACAGUAGGAGUCACAGAAACAGAUGGCUUUCAUUGUGUUGCUCCUUCCAAAGAUCUGGAAAAAUCACUGUUGGAAAGCAGUAUGGAGCUGAUCACCUCUUUGGGAUGGGCAGUACUGGUGAGGGCGAUGGAAUAAUGAGCUUGUGUUGAACGAAUGACACUUUAUAAAACUCUGAUUUCUUGAAAUGAACUUCUUUUGACCUGCAUUUUCACAGGGAAAAAGAAAUAAAGCUGGACAAAAAU